ACUAUACAUGAUUGGUGUUGUUCGUUGCCUUGUAAUCAUGGUGAUUGAUUUGGUCUGCCUCAAAUAAGCAAAAAACUAUAGUUUCUUUUGAUAAUGUAGAAAAAUCGGUGUAUACAAGUGUUCGAAAGUGUUUUUUACCUAUCCAAACAUUAAAUUAAGGGCAUAUAUACCCGUUAAAUAUAGUAAAUAGAGUGUUAGUGGAUGUGAUAAGGACGAUAAGAGAUUUGCUGUUAAAACGCGCUAGUUGGUAAUUGUUGGCAACAACGUUUGAUAUGAUGCAGAUGCAUUGUGAAGUGCUUAAAUUGUGUGAAACAUUAAUUUCAUAUAAUCCAAUAACUAUGUGUAAUGUACCACCUAAGUUCUUUCAAGUUUGUCGUUUAUGCCUUACUUUGGUCAAAGAGCAUGACGUUGAGGUGCUGCAAAUAUUUAAUUCAUCAUCAUCAGCAGCAGCUACAGCUACAGCGAAGACGACGACGAAUGAUUCGUUUGGCUCUGAAAAUGAAGCAAAAGAAAUCACGGAAAAUACCCCCAACCAACAGUUUCACCAUCAUAAACAUCAUCGUCAAAUACAAUCACUUCAUUUCGGAAGGCCACAAAGUAGCUGCAGCACAAAAAAUGAUUGUAGCUCUGAUAACCUAUCUCUAUCCCCUGUACCAGUUUUUAAGUGUGAGGAAGAGAUACCAGAUAAUAAUCUAAGUACAUUUGUGCCGAUUGUGCCUUCUUCCAUUGCUACAACUGAAACUUCUACAUAUGGAAUCAGUCAAUUGAUGUCUAAAUCAUUGGAAAUAAACGAGGUGGGGGGCUUUUCAACAACUAAUCCACAUAUACCAGCAGAAAAUGCCACACAUGUGAAACGCAAGAUUACAUUAUCCAAUGAUAACGAAGAAGGCAAAAGCAAUGAUGGCAUAUCUCUGGGAGAGGAGGUGUUCAAGAAGGAAAACCAUGAUGAUUCAUCACCACAUAUUACCAUUCAAAUACUCAGCUGUCUCUCUAUAAAGAUUUCUCCAGGUGAUGGCUUGCCCGCCAUUAUUUGCAACAACUGCAGAACACAAUUGAAUGCAUUUUGGAACUUUCGAUUGAUGGCUCAAAAAGCAGAUUUUACAUUAAAAGAAUUAACGAAGUUCUCUAAACAGAAUUCUGCCGAACCCGAUACUCGUUUCGCCGGCCACUCAAAAUCGCCACCUUGCGGCAAGUCUUCUUCAGAGCGUAUGGCAGCAAAGGCUUUAACCGAAUUAAGUAAAUCCUCAAAAACUUAUUUUGCUAAUUAUAAACCCAUAAUUGCUACUGCCGAUAAUUAUGCUGAAGCUAGCACACACGCACCAGCAGUUGUCACUAAAGCACUGCAUAAAUCGAAUAUAAAUGAAAAUGAAGAUAUUUUCAAUACUGCAUCUUGUUCUUCAAAAACUCCGCCCAUAAUGAGAAAAAAAUUACGAGUAUUAUCACCACCAUUAGCGCCACCUUUGCCGCCACCACCGCCGCCGUUACAACAAACCGUCAGAUCAGCUGGUGAAACGAAAACAAGUGUAACCGGGAGUCAAGCAUCAGCGGAUGAAAUGAUAUUAGAAAAUCGUACGACCACAGAGUAUUAUACGAAUAAUAAUACACCGUUAACUUAUGAUGGUCUUAUUUCGCCAAAUACAAUUGCAAAUAGUUUAUUAAAUUUGAAAAAUGAAAGUUUACCGAAUAUUGAGAAUAUUCGUAAUUUACAACAAAAACUCGAAACGGCUGCAGUGCUUAUGGAUAUUAGUAAAAAAGUGAUCAUAUCACCACCAUGCUCGAAUCGUCAGUCUCCAAAUCUACCUUCAAUGCAAACAACAGAUGAAAGUAUUAAAAAUUCUGUGAUAAAAAAUGAACGUCCAUCAAAUGAAAAGACAACAACAACUACUACAGCAACAACAGUAACCGCAACAGUUACAACAACACAACAAGAUGGAAAGGAAAUAGACUUAUCAAUUAAAAAAGCGAAACAUGAAUUCUCAAAUACACAACCAACAACUACAACAACAACUGUAUCUCAAUUACUACAUUACACACGUCCUACAAUACUCGAAUUGCAACAGCAACAGCAACAGCAACAUCAACAAAAACAACAGCAUCAACCACAACAACAACAACAACAACAAACACACAUACAACCUGUAAAUUUAGAAUUAGAAACAACAAGUAUUAUUAAAGGAGGAAUUGAAAUUACAAGUAGACCUUGUAGUAGUACCCAAUUAACUAUACCUAUUAAAAAGGAAGCAACAACUGCAUAUACAGACUCCGAUGAGAGUUCCGAUUCGAAUCGUUUGGAAAUGGAUAUGGGUUCCAUGUUGAAUGAACGCAAAACGCCGGAUAGUAUAACGUCGGAGGAGCAAGCAACAGACGUUGCGACCACACAAUUGUGGCAGGCGCUUGCACGAUCAGCUGCAAACAACGAAAACAAUCAGCUGCUCCGGCAUAUGAUACAUCAAUCACUUGUAUUCCCUGCGCCGUCUGCUGCUAUAUCGUCUGAGAAUGUACCUGAGGAACCGAUGGCAUUAUUAAAGGCAAAUUCUCAGUCAUUACAUUUAUUUAACACAAACUGCAACAUUAAUUUUUCACCUUUACAGAAUGAUAAUAUAAAUAAAUUGUGCCGACGAAAACAAACAUGCCCGACGAAAAAUGAUACAAUUGAACAACUGCCUAAUGUUAUGGCAGUUAAUGCCCAAAAUCUAGAGAUUAAUGCCAGUACACAUAAUCAAGUCGCUGUGGCGGCCGCAGCUGCAGCAGCUGCUGCUGCUUCCAUGCAAGAAAAGAAGAACAACAAGAAUGCUAACGCUAGCGCAGCCGGUAUUAUAAGCAAUCCAAAGGAUAUGUCCUGCUCUAAUUGUGGCACACUCACCACGACUAUUUGGAGACGUAGCAUUCGUGGUGAAAUGGUAUGCAAUGCGUGUGGGCUAUACUUUAAACUGCAUGGUGUAAAUAGGCCGCAUUCGAUGCGACGUGAUACAAUACACACACGGCGGAGACGUCCGAAGGAGUGUGAAAAGUCGAAGAAGAAAAAUAAACGCGCAAGUUCGCCCUCCGAAGUCUUAUGCAAAAUGCCCAUUUGUGGUACGAGUGGCGCAGGCGUUGAGCUCAAACAAAAUGUGUUCUUAACAGUUGAAAAUCCAGAACCAUCUGGUUUCUCCUUUGCGAAGUACAAGCGACACAUAGACGAGGAGCGAGCGAAUAUCAUAAAGGAUGGAUUGUUAAAGAAAAAGAAACUGCAACAAGGUACGAUUAAAGGGGAAUUCAAUCAGAUGGAUGAUUUUUUAGUACCUCUUAAUCUUGUCUCCAGUGAAAAUAAUACUAAGUUAACAUAAAACGCCAAAUCAGAGAAAUCAAAUCAAAAUAACGAAAUAAAAAUUACAAAAAAAGUAUAAAGAAGUUACAAAAAAUUAUUAAAAACAAAUAUUCAAUAAAAACAAAAACAAAAAAACAACGCGAAAGUUUAGCAAGUAGACUAUGAGUGCCGCGCAAGCAGAAAAAGGUUAAAAAAAAGCAGAAACAAAUUAUUUAAUAAAAUUAAAGAAAUAUAUGAGAAAUCAUAGAAGCAGCAGCAAAGGGAGGGAAAUUACAGCGCAAAAGUAAGAAUAGAAAGAAACGAAUACCAAAACAGAAAUGAAACAAUGUUUAUAUAGAGUGGAAAGAGGUAAAGCGAUGUUUUAACAUUAAUUAAUUAAAUAAUUAAUUUAACCAAGGGCAUAUAUACUUAAUACAUACAAUUUUAUAAGUUAAUAAUUUAUUGUAUAAUUAAAAGUUAAAACAAACAAAAAACGAAGCUUCAGUAUUUUUUGAACCACAAUGACAAUGUUUAUUACUACCCCAUUACUUAAAUAAUAGAAAUGCUUGUUUUAAAUAUACAAAAAAAAAAAAACAAAAAAAAUAUAUAUAUAUAAUAUAUACAUAUAUAUGAAAUUAAGAAAAAUUGUACAUAUUUAACAAAGCGAAAGAAUUGAAUCUGAACAAAGCAAAACCAAGCAAAGAAGAAAGCAAAGCAAAGCAUAAACAAAAACAAAAGCAAAAAAAUAGUUAAUACACACACUCACUUUAAAAUCUCUUGCCUAUAUGCGAAUCAUGUGAUAAUUACUUACAUUUAAUCUAUAAUAUCGAACUUAUUAAUCUUAUUAAAAAAACAAAGCAAUAUAAAUUUCACAUACAGGGUGUUUUAUUCGCAUAUAUUAAUGGACAAUCACAGAAAGGUCUUAUUACUCAAAGUUCAAAAACUUUUUAAAACGUACAUAUGUACAUACACAUGCAAACAUUAUGUUGCAAAAGCAAAAUAAUACAAAAAAAAAAAUUAAAAAAAAAAAAUUAAGUAAAAUUAAAUUAUAAAAAUUAUAAUAUGAGAGUAAUGUCUAACAUUAGCAACAUAUUUAAAUAUAUAACUUAACAAAUACUUACGUACAUUUUAAGGCUUGUAAUUUUGUCCACAUAUUUAUUACAAUUACUUAAUUACUUUUUUCACGGUAGCACACCAAAAAAUUAUAAUACAUAUAUACAUAUAUAUAACAAACAAAAAAAAGAAAAAAAUUAAAAUAAUAUUUAUAUUAACGAACACAAAGAGCAAAUGUAUUAUCUGCAACACUUAAGUCGUUAAUCGAUGUUUAUGUUUGAGCUGUUUUAUCAGUAUUAGCGCAGAUAUGCAUAUAUUUUUAUAAUAAUACGCUACGCAACCAAGCGUAGCAACAACAACGCUUUCAAAUGCAUAUAUAAACAUGUAUAUAUGUAUGUAUUUUAUAUAGCAUAGCGGCAGGUAUAUAUAUACAAUUGUAUAUAUAAGCAUAACGGCUACGCCCACAAGGCAAAACUUCGUGCUGAAGAUUACAAGUUGCUUGUUUUCAUACUCUCUUCUACUCUUACUCUGCCGUUCUUCAUUUUACGAUUUUUGCGCUCAUUUACUUAUUAAUAAAUCUCUUGCGGGAGACGCUCAAGAAAUAUGCGAAUUUAUUGUGAAGAUAUUGUAACUUAACUUAGAUCGUUGAACGAUGCAAAUACAUAUGUAUAUAUGUGCACCCUAAUGUGUAUAUACAUAUAUUUAAAUGUAAUAUUUCACCUUUUUUUUGUUGCUGUAUUUGUCGUGUUUUACUAUAGGUAGGGUAGCGUAGAACAGCUUAGUAAUUAUUUCUUUUUUUUUAUAUUUCUAAAAUUUUUUUUUGUAUAUUUUUAAUUUUUUUUUGUAUUUUUAAAAUUUUUUUUUGUAUUUUUUAAAUUUUUUUUUUUAUUUUUUAAAUUUUUUUUUGUAUUUUUUUAAUUUUUUCUUAUUUAAAAUUUUUUUUUUAAAUAGUUUUUUUACUUUUAUUUAUUUAUUAUGUAUUUUGAAUAUUUAAAAUUUGUUUUUUUUUAUUAAAGGAUGUAAAGCAUAUAUCUAAAUCCGAGCCGAGCCGCAACAAGCGUUUGCAGCAUAGAUUUGUUUUCAAUUUUGCUAUUAACAGUAUAAAAAAACAUGAGUUAGGCAUACUUUUAGGCGUAGAGACAUAGGCACUAACACAGACACACACCAAACUUAAGCUUUCUACACAAAUACUUGAUUUUGCAACUCAGUGAAACGUGUGAUUUAAAAAUAAUAAAAAAAAAGUUUGCUUAAAAUAAAAGUAUUACUCAAAAAUUAAAUUGAAAUAAGUUAUUAUAUGCUACUCAAAUUUCAUAAAAGCUGCUUUGUCGCUGCUAAUUUCUGUAAAUUAUAAAUUUUUUAAUUACAUAAAAAUUUAAUUAAAACGUUUUUCUGUUGCAAAAAUAUGUAUAUUUGAAAAAUUUAAAAAUUGGUAUUUUAACGGUUUUUAAACUAAACUCAAAUUUAGAAUUUGAAAGGAAUAUAAAAGCUAGUUGUAGGGCAUUUAAAAUUGCAAUCUCAAAGAAAAAACGGAAAUUCAAAAAAAAAACUUUAAACUGAUAUUAAAAAUUUGUAUAUUUUUUAUAAAUAUAUAAAGCGUGAUCUACUUUGUAUUCGAAUUCAUUAAGCUGAAUUUUUCUGAAUUAAAAAAAAAUUACAAAAAAAAAAAACGAAAUCCAAAAAGUAGCGUAGGCCGGACUACACCUUAGGCAUAGUAAGUCUUUAACAAAGCAAAAACGAGAACAAAAAUGGUAAACAUUAUAUUUAAAACUUGAUAAUCAAAAAUGUUUAAGUAUUCGCUAUUGCAAGAACAAUUUAGGUAGUCUUUUUUUCUCAUACACACUCGCACACACAAAAUACACACACACACCUACACUUUUUUCUCACUUUUUAAGUAUGUAUAGCAGUAAACUUAUGAAAAUUGCGAAAAAAAAUUAACUAAUAUAAAAUAUAAAUAUAUUUAUACUAUAAAGAAAAACAAACAAAUUGUAAAAAUUUCAAGCCCUUGCGAGGCCGUGUGGCUAUUUAUGCGCACUUACAAAUUGAGAUUAAUUUUUAUUACAAAAAAAAAAAAAAA
Molecule: messenger RNA, 6413 nt
Organism: Bactrocera oleae (olive fruit fly)
Lineage: Eukaryota; Metazoa; Arthropoda; Insecta; Diptera; Tephritidae
Source: RefSeq, a predicted model, not a curated record